Plutella xylostella (diamondback moth) is the source of this 1146-nucleotide messenger RNA. The record is from RefSeq and is a predicted model, not a curated record. Lineage: Eukaryota; Metazoa; Arthropoda; Insecta; Lepidoptera; Plutellidae.
AUGUCGGACAAAACUCGCGCGCACCCGUCUACGUCUAAGGCCAGGCCUCUUCCGCCUGUGUCGGACUUACCAAGGGAAAAACCGUCUAAUGCUAGGUCUAUCCCACCCGACUUACCUCGUCAGCACCCGUCUACGUCUCAUGCCAGGACUGUCCCACCGGACGUACCUCGGGAGCAUCCGUCUACGUCUCAUGGCAGGAUUCUCCCGUCUGUGUCGGACUUACCUCGUCAGCACACGUCUACGUCUCGUACUAAGUCUCUCCCGCCUGUGUCGAAAUUACCUGAGGAGAAUCUGUCAAAGUCUCAUGCCAAAUCUCGCCCGCCUGUGUCGAAAUUACAUGGAGAGUACCCGUCUACGUCUCAUGGAAGAUCUCUUCCGCCUGUGUCGGACUUACCUCGGGAGCGCCCUUCUAGGUCUCGUGCCAGGAUUAAUCCACCUGUGUCAAAUUUACCUGGGGAGUACCCGUCUACAUCUUAUGCCAGGCCUCUCCCGCCAGUGUCGAACUUACCUGGGGAGCAGCCGUCUACAUCUAAAGCCAGAUUACCUGAGGAGCAACCGUCUAAAUCUAAAGCCAGAUUACCUGGGGAGCAACCGUCUACAUCUAAAACCAGAUUACCUGGGGAGCAACCGUCUACAUCUAAAGCCAGAUUACCUGGGGAGCAAACGUCUACAUCUAAAACCAGAUUACCUGGGGAGCAACCGUCUACAUCUAAAGCCAGAUUACCUGGGGAGCAACCGUCUACAUCUAAAGUCAGAUCUCUGCCGCCUGUGUCGAAAUUACCUGGGGAGUACCCGUCUAAGUCCCAUGCUAGCACUCACCCACCCCACUUAGAUGGGGAGCAACCGUCUACGUCUAAAGCCAGGUGUCUACCACCUGUGUCGAACUUACAUGGAGAGCAACCAUCUACGUCUAAAGCCAGAGUUCUGCCGGCUAUAUCGAAAUUACCUGGGGAGUACCCGUCAACGUCUAAGGCCAAGCCUAUGCAGCCGCUGUCAAGUGUACCUCGCGAGUUCCAGUAUAUGGACAGUGACACUAUCCAGCGCCUGACGCUCGGCAUCUCCCCCCCCAGUCACGUUGUCGCCUGGCAUGGACCUAUAAGGGUGGUGACCUACGACGACGAGGAAUAUGAAAAGUUCUUGGAGUAA